This is a messenger RNA of Malania oleifera, 1075 nucleotides long. RefSeq lists its product as uncharacterized. The record is from RefSeq and is a predicted model, not a curated record. Bases 39 to 722 code for a protein of 227 amino acids. Gene Ontology annotation, biological process: nucleosome assembly. Lineage: Eukaryota; Viridiplantae; Streptophyta; Magnoliopsida; Santalales; Ximeniaceae. Gene Ontology annotation, cellular component: nucleosome. Gene Ontology annotation, molecular function: structural constituent of chromatin; DNA binding; protein heterodimerization activity. The transcript has a single exon.
ACCAACAACACCGACGUCCACAGGUUAAAGACCAAGAAAUGGCUCCAAAGCCUGCAGAGAGGGUGGUGGGAAGUGUCAUAAGAACGAGGAAGACAGUGAGAGUUUCUGUAAUCACAGGAAGCAGCAGCCCCACGGUGAAGAAGACGGCCAUCCCCGUUGCAGGCAAGGUGCAGGAGCAACAACGACAAGAACCAGCAGAAGAAGACAAGAACACAUCAGAAGAAGAAGAAGAAGAAGUAAAAGAAGAGGAAGAAGAUCAAGCCAAAAAACAGCAGCAGAAAACCCGACGAGGAGGAUGGCAAACCAAUGGGGAUCAUCGUCAGGAAAACGAAUCGGAGGAAGAUGCGGUACCACAUAGGAGGACGGCGGCUGCAGGCGGCGGCGGCAAGAAGGCGAAGAAGCGGAUGAAGAAGAGAGGGACGAGAAGUAGCGGUAGGGAUGAUAGCCGGGUCUACAAGAGGUACGUGUACAGGGUGUUGAAGCAGGUGCACCCUGAGCUGGGGGUCUCCUCCAAAGCCAUGAUGGUUUUGAGCAACUACAUGAGCGACAUGUUCGACCGGUUGGCCGGAGAGGCGGCGAGGCUGACCAAAUACGCUGGCAGGAUGACCCUAUCGUCAAGGGAGGUGCAGGCGGCGGUGCGUCUGGUACUGCCAAGGGAGCUUAGGAAGCACGCCGUUGCAGAGGGGACCAAGGCUGUCACCAUCUAUAUGUCGUUCCGCUAAGCCUUAUGUUCUUUAAUUUAGUAUAGUAGUUUGUGUGUGUGUUAAUCAAGGGAGUGAUAUAUAUGAUAUUUGGACAAUGUAAGUGGGAAUUUUUCUCUUUUUUCUUUUCUUUUUUUUUUUUAUUUUUAGAGAAUUUGUUCUCUUUAAUUUAGUAUAAUAGUUUGUGUGCGCGCGCGCGCGCGUAUAGAUCAAGGGAGUGAUAUUUAUGAUAUUUGGAUAAUGUAGGUGGGAUUUUGAUGCCGGCUGAGCAGGGAAGUUCUUUGUAAAACUUUUAAUAAGCUGCUACUUUCGUAUACAGCUAUGUUUGUAUCUCCAAAUAUUAUGUAUAUUAAAGCUUGACAUACUUGUUGAUA